CGUCCCCCCGGUCCCAAGCAGCCACGACUCAGGUCACAAAUCCAAUGAAUCUGCUAGUCAAACAAACCCUCUAACAUUCUCCCGGCGGCUGGGCUUCGCCGGCCAUGACGACGGUGGCGGUGGCGGUGGCCGUGACGGGCAAGGGCGGCGGCAGCCGCGGAGGUAAAGGGAGCCGCCGAGCUGUGCGUUGGGCCUUGGAAAAUUUGGUGCCUAAAGCCGAUCAUCUGGUCCUAGUUCACGUUAUGCCUGCCAUCACUUCAAUUCCAACUCCCUCCGGAGCCAGCAUCCCCAUUGAGGAACUGGACAGGAAUGUUGUGGAAAUGUAUAUCCAGGACAUGAAACUAAAGUCUGAAGAGAUAUUUUUGCCAUUCAAGAUACUGUGCAGAACAAAGAAGAUUGAGACUUUGGUGCUAGAAGGCGACAACCCUGCAUCAGCACUUCUUUCAUAUAUUACUGUCUCUGGCAUAAGAAGUUUAGUAUUGGGCUCUUGUAGUUCGAGUUGUAUCUCAUGUUUUAGGAAGGCAAAAAGCUCCAGUGUGCCAUCAGUAGUUCUACAACGUGCUCCAGAAGCAUGCAAUAUUUAUGUUGUGUCAAGACAUAGGCUUAUCAAAAGUUCUACCAACCCUCUAUUGGCUAGAGAGAGCAGCUCUAGACACUGGUUGUUUCCUCAAAAAGAGCAUUGUUCUCAUAGCGCUAGUGAAUUGGAAAAGAGCGUGUCCUGUUACUUAGUGGAGAGUGAAGUUAAUGACGCCCUUGGAACAUCGUCAUCUGCAGAUCUUAGUCACAUAAAUACCCUUGCAAUUGCACAAGAGAUAUCUUCUACUCAUUCCACUGGACUUAAAGAUGUAAAUUAUCAAAACUUGGGCAUUAAUGUCCCAGAAGUUCAUAAAGUACAGGGAUGCCAUUCUGUGGCUUCUACAGAUACAAAACAGUCCUACGUGGAAGCUGAAGUUGAACAACUACGUCUAGAAUUAGUGAAUGCUGUUUCCAUGUACAAUCGUGCUUGUGAGGACCUUGUCCAUGCCCAAAACAAGGUUUGCAUGCUUUCUUCUGAAUGCCUUGAUGAAGCAAAACAAGUAAAUGCUGCCUUGGAAAGAGAAGAAUUUUACAGGAAAGUUGCUGCGGAAGAGAAAGAGAAGCAUUUGGAAGCUGUGAAGGAGAUUGAGAUAGCAAGAAACCGGCUUGCUAAAGAGGCUUAUGAGAGGCAGAUAGCAGAAUUGAGAGCCCUCAAAGAAGCUAUGGAGAGAAAGAAAAUUGUUGAUUCACUCUUCUCGAAUGACAACAGGUACAAGAAGUACACAAGGAAUGAAAUAGAGAUAGCAACUGGUUUCUUCUCUGAGAGUAAUAAGAUCGGUGAAGGAUCAUAUGGGAGAGUGUACAGAUGUAACCUUGAUAACACCCCAGUAGCUGUCAAAGUUCUUCAGCCUGAUGCAUCAGACAAGAAAGAUGAGUUUCUCAAAGAGAUUGAAGUUCUCAGCCAAUUGCGCCACCCCAACAUUGUUUUGCUGCUUGGAGCUUGUCCAGAGACCGGUAGCCUGGUAUAUGAAUAUAUGGAAAAUGGAAGCCUAGAGGAUCACAUUUUGCGCCGAAGUGGCACGCAUCCACUUCCUUGGUUUGUUCGUUUCCGGAUAGCAUUUGAAGUAGCUUGUGGGAUUGCAUUCUUGCACAACUCAAAACCAGAGCCUAUUGUUCAUCGAGAUCUAAAACCAGGGAAUGUCUUUUUAGAUAGAAAUUAUGUGAGCAAAAUUGGUGAUGCUGGGUUGGCGAAACUCAUUUCAGAUGCCGUGCCUGACAACAUCACAGAAUACAGGGAUUCACUCAUUGCCGGUACUUUCCACUACAUGGAUCCAGAAUAUCAAAGAACUGGAACUGUCCGACCCAAAUCAGAUCUGUAUGCUUUUGGAAUCAUCGUCCUCCAAUUACUGGCUGGCCGGCAACCUAAUGGGCUCUUAUUGACAGUAGAAAAUGCUAUUGCAAAUGGCUCCUUGUCUGACAUAUUGGAUAAGUCAAUACCAGAUUGGCCUCUAGCUGAAGCACAAGAACUAGCUCAUGUUGCCUUGAAAUGCUCCAGGCUCCGGUGCAGAGAUAGGCCGGAUCUUGAAACUGAAGUUCUACCAGUUUUGAAAAACCUUGCCGAUUUUGCAGACGCUUAUUUAAGCGCAGAAAGGAACAGUAUUGAUGCACCUAGCCACUACUUCUGCCCAAUUCUUCAGGAAGUGAUGGAUGAUCCACACAUUGCUGCCGAUGGUUUUACAUAUGAACAUAGAGCAAUCAAGACAUGGCUUGAGAGACAUAAUAUAUCGCCAGUAUCAAAGCUCAGGCUGCCACAUGCCGCACUUAUUCCAAACCAUACAUUACGUUCCGCCAUACAAGAGUGGAGGUCACAGGUAAGGUCCCCGAAUGUCUGAGCCACUUGCAUUCGAAUCCAGCAUUUUAGUUCAGGGAGUAGGUUUCAGAUCAGGAUUUCAAGCAUUCAUGGUGCACUUCACUAGUAAAUUGUUGCAAUAACAGUAUUGCAAUAAUGGUAUUUAUCAGCAAUGGCAAUGCUGAUGUACCUUCAUCUGCAAGUGUACUGUACUUAUUAGUAACUCUACUUGUUAAUUGUAGAUACGUGCUCUGCCUAUGAACAAAUUGUAAAGUUAGCAUUUAUUUGGAUGAUGAAACAUGGAAGUUCCUCUUCCAGUUAACUGUU
Molecule: messenger RNA, 2692 nt
Organism: Diospyros lotus (date-plum)
Lineage: Eukaryota; Viridiplantae; Streptophyta; Magnoliopsida; Ericales; Ebenaceae
Product: U-box domain-containing protein 34-like
Exons: 9
Coding region: 105-2408 (767 amino acids)
Biological process (GO): protein phosphorylation; protein ubiquitination
Molecular function (GO): ATP binding; protein kinase activity; ubiquitin-protein transferase activity
Source: RefSeq, a predicted model, not a curated record